GCAUUUUACCACUCCAGCGCGACGGUCACACUGUUCGAGUCUGUCUCUUUUGUGUCGCGUUUUAAUGUGAAAAGAAAAACUCUUUUGCAACGGUUACAGACAGCAGAAAAGAGUGAAAAACAUCGCGAAUUCGGAGUGCGCGACCAUGCCUUCGAGGCAGCAUUAAUACGGAGCCGCAUUUCCCUCGAUUUCCGCCGAAUUUAGGAGUGCAAAUGCGAGGCCAGCCGACGUUGGCAAACCGAAUCUCGUCUAUAUAGUCGUUUAUUAUUAAACAACAGAACACAGAAAAGCAGAAGUUGGGGAACGGGAACCCGAAACCCAGAAAACAUGUACAACAACGGGGCCAGGGGCUUCUCCAUACACGACGCCUUCGAGGAGGAGACGGACGAGGCGAUACGCGUCUAUGGAUCCACGGUGAUAUCCACGCCCAUGCGGGGUGGCAAGCAAGGUCGCUCCACCGAAGACGUCUCUAUCCGGAUUCAGGAUCCCAAGGGCUACAACAAGUAUGCCGAGGACACAACCUCCCGGGACAGUGACUCGCUCAUCCAGGAGUACGGCAACCUGCCCACGGAGGAGACCAACACAUACUGCUGGCGGCACCCAAAAGUGCGCGAAAACUGGCGCACAGUGCUGGCCGCCUUUACGCUCCUGGUCGUGGGCACAGGCCUCUUCGUGAUGGGCACCUUCGCCAUCGCCGAUCCGCAGAACACGUCGCAGGGAGUCGUGUUCUUUGUGGCCGGACUUAUCUGCUUCAUACCCGGGGCCUACCACGUCGUGUACAUCUGGCUGGCAGCCAAGGGAUAUCGAGGGUUUGACUUCUAUCACCUGCCGCUGUUCACAUAAGCGGACAUCUGGCUAGUUCAACUGGUUGAUCCAAGGAUCCAGAUCAAGCAAGAUAGCGAGGGAGGGGAGUGGGAGAUCCCCGUCUAUAUAUAUAAAUCCAUGUGUUUGUUUAUAUUUGUAUAAACAAUUUAUUUUCUAUAUCGUAAUUGUAUUUAACCCGAAACUCGGUUUGUGUAACGUACUUUUUGUGUUUAGCGGCAAAAAUUUCGUUUAGACAAAAACCCCCCUUAAAACCCGAAUCGAAAUCUAGCAAUAUAUAGAUUAUAUAUUUUACAAUAUUUUCUAUUAUGUACUCGGUGAAGUGUUUUGUAUACCCCCAAACCCAACCCAAAAAGUAUAAAACAUUCAUACGUACACUCGAAAUUUAUUUAAACAAAAGAAAAACAAACGAAAGACUUUGUAUAUGAUGCUAACAUGUUGAGGAAGCGCUAGAGUUAUAACGUAUACUAUAUAUAAAUUGUAAUUGUAACUUAUUGAAAUUUAAUUGCACCAAAAACGCUGGCAAGCGUACGAAAAUGUUUUACGAUUUUCAAAACCAACACUCAAGAAACAAAAAAAGAUUAAAAACCGUACACCCACGAAACUAUGUAUAUGAUUAGUGAGCGUCUGUCCAGGGAUGCGCCUUAAAGAACUAGAUCUAGACUUUAGUCAACGUCGAAUUAUGAUACGAUCUAACCUAAUCGAUUGCAACGAGGGAUUUCUCGAGCAAACCAUGAUAAUACCAAGCUACUAGUGAUGUAAGACGAUGCGCAGAUAUUGCAAUACGUUAUUUUAUAGCUAUUAAAGUGAUGACGCGUCUCUUUUCCGCUGACCUAACCCCCGUCCUCUAAUGAAAUUACAUCUCACAGUCAUUCACAUUUCUAAAAACUGAUCAUACACCUCAUCUGCCGUUUAGUUCUUAAUGUCGUAUAAUUUCUUUUUUAAGAAAUGCUGAAUAUGGUUGUAUUAAAAGAGAAUAAUUAUUACACGCAGAAAACCCAAAAAAAUAAAGAAAAAAACAAUAAAUUUACUUAAAACACAUAAAUACGAUUUAUGGCUAAUACAGGACUCCUAUUUUCCAAAAUUUACACGAAACCUAAUUUUUAGCUGUAACUUUGUGACUUUUGUAUGUAUUUUCCCAUUGAAUGUUGGUUUUUAUUCGAAUUAAAAAUAUUAUUUUUGAACA
Messenger RNA from Drosophila rhopaloa, 2008 nucleotides. RefSeq names its product transmembrane protein 134. Bases 328 to 843 code for a protein of 171 amino acids. The transcript has 2 exons. NCBI's taxonomy places the organism in Eukaryota, Metazoa, Arthropoda, Insecta, Diptera, Drosophilidae. The record is from RefSeq and is a predicted model, not a curated record.